AGACUUUGGGGAUCCUGACAGCGGGAGAGACGCGUCCCGGCGGGUGAGAGCGGUAUGGCCUUCCCUUUGGCUGUGGAGUUGGACUCUUUCAAGUACUGCGAGCUGCAGAGCUUGGCCAAGAGCUUGGGCCUCCGGGCCAACCUGCGGGGAGACAAACUUUUAAAAUCAUUGAAAGAACACUUUCAACAUGAACUCAAGAAAGAAAAUGAAAAUCAGAAUGGCAAAAGUAACAUCUCUCCUUCCUCUCAUGAGGACAUUGAAAUGCUUAAUGACAAUGAAGAAAAAUCUGAUCAGGAAACUGCCAUUGUCUCUGUCACUUUACCCCUGGGAAGAGGCAGAGCAACUCCAGAAAACAGCGGCUCCAAGCAGGAUCAUUCAGAGAUGACAGAAAAUGAUCAUACUGGGUCUUCCAGAGAGAAAAAAUACCAAAAGGAAAAUCUCUUAGCCAUUACAGAGGCCACAAAGCCAUCCAAAGGAAACCAAAAGAACAAGAGGACAAUUUACUCUGAAGAAAAUGAAAUGGAAGGUGAUACACAAGAUGGUUUGUCCAAACCUAAGAAAAGGAAAACAAUAUUUACAACUCCAAAUUUUAAGAAGAUUCAUGAAGCUCAUUUUAAGGAAAUGGAAUCUAUUGACAAAUAUAUUGAUCGAAAAAAGAAACGUAUGGAAGUCCUUAACAAUUCAGUGAAGGAAUUAAAGGGCUCUGACUCUUGCAAAUUGACAGAAAUGUUUAAGAUAUUAGCUAAAAAUGCUAACCUAACUGGAUCUCCCUACAUUAAUUCCAAGAAAAGUUCAUCUAACAUGAGAAUAAUAAGCCCAGCUCCUCAGAGAGGCAGGCCCUCUACUACCUGCACUCCCAUCAAUCCACGACGCUCACUUCGUACAUCUCUUGGGACUGCAAAUCGAAGUAUCUUGUGCCAGAAACCGUUCAAGCCUUCCACCCUCUCAACUAACAAAAUGAAUGUCAGGUUCUCAGAGACUACUAAAGAUAACGAGCAUAAACGCUCACUGACCAAGACCCCUGCCAGAAAAUCUCCAUAUAUGUCCAUGCUUGACACCCAGCCACAAUGCGAAGCUGUCCUAGUGAAGAAUAAGGAAAAGGAAGCCACUCUAGUUAAGGGUGAACAUACUCCAGUUGUUACCCCAUUCAAGUUUACAGCUGAAGCAACACAGACUCCAGUCAGUAAUAAGAAACCAAUAUUUGAUCUCAAAGCAAGUCUUUCUCGUCCACUUCGCUAUGAACCACACAAAGGGAGACUAAAGCCAUGGGGGCAAUCUAAAGAAAACAUUGCUCUGAAUGAGACAAAUAGAAUUGACUUCCACAAGAAAAGUUACAAACAGCCACGUCUCCAAAUCAGAGAAGAGCAACGGAGGAAACUUGAGCAGAAAAGGAAAGAGAAGAAAGACGGUGUCCUUGGAACGCGAAGGGGACUCGCCAUGCUUGGAGACUGAAUCUGCCCAGUGCUCUGCAGACAGCCUUGAUCACGAGUCCUUAUGCUUCUGUAAAUAUUUCUCUAUUUGUUUUGUCCUUGUACACUUCCACCAGUCUGUCCUUAUGCUGUCCUUUCCCUACUCCUCACAGAGGCUGCUCAUCGCCAUCAUGGAGAUACUGAUACUAUCAGCUCACAAAGGUCUCGUUUACAAACUCUGGCAGACUGUCUAAAAUGGCUUUUCUUUGGCUCCUUUUUGUUUAAUAAAGUAUAGCCUCUUAAUUCUUAAACCCAAUUUUUUGUCAGUCUCCUCUUCCAGUCCUUGGAUCCCCAGCCCCCUAGACAUAACCUUUUUCAUAGUUUAAAAAAUGGGAGAAAAGGAGAAGGUAGAAUAGAAGACUCCUCUAUAAACCUCUAGCUUACUAACUAAAAAUAUUGUUCUCUACCUGAGUAAGCAUCAAUAUAAAAAAGUCAAGCUUCCAUAUUUUCUUAAAUUUUUCCUUAGUUAACUGUUCUCUAUAAAUAUAUAUAUUUGUUGUAAUUUGUUAGUAGAUGCCAUAGUUCACAUUUAUGCCCUAAAUGCUUUCAAGAUUAAAGCAAAAGGAUCAUGCUUACAAGAGUCUCCAAUUCUCAUAUUAUUUCUUUAAGUUAGUUUUCCAAGAUUGUUGUGUCUGUGCUCUAAUCUCUUAUUCAAAGGAUAUAAAAGACUGCAGAUGCAUAGAAUUAUAGCCAUAUCUAUUGACUUUCAGAAUUUUAUAUUUGGCACAGUCUCUGUCAGAUUAAAAUACUGUUCUUAAGCUAAUCUGCUCAAUGUUUUCUAUUGCUUUGUAAAAUUUUUAUAAAUAAAAUAAAAACUGCAAAUUCAA
This is a messenger RNA of Antechinus flavipes (yellow-footed antechinus), 2296 nucleotides long. It is a transcript of the gene NUSAP1, whose product is annotated as nucleolar and spindle associated protein 1. Gene Ontology annotation, cellular component: mitotic spindle; microtubule; nucleolus. The coding region runs from base 55 to 1452 and encodes 465 amino acids. Gene Ontology annotation, molecular function: microtubule binding. Gene Ontology annotation, biological process: mitotic cytokinesis; mitotic chromosome condensation; establishment of mitotic spindle localization. The record is from RefSeq and is a predicted model, not a curated record. NCBI's taxonomy places the organism in Eukaryota, Metazoa, Chordata, Mammalia, Dasyuromorphia, Dasyuridae. The transcript has 13 exons.